CUCAUCCCUUGCAUCGGAUGCGUUCGCGUGUAAGAGGACCGUGACGUGAUUGUUUUCCCUCCCAUAUCCUCAGUUACAUCUCAUAGUAUAACGGAAUUAGAAAACAUCACUCUUUGCAAGUGUAUCGCUCAUUGAAUGGGAAGCUGCUUAUUAGAUGUGAGUUGACGCUUGUAAAGGCAUCAGAUUCGUAUGCGAAGGCGCGAGGAGGGUUUUUGCGUAAUAUUAAAGUUUGACGUAGGUAAUCCGAACAAACUCCAAUCUCAAUGGCAGAAAACAAUUUCCCCCCUCUUCCACGGUUCAUUCCUCUGAAGCCAUGCUUUUACCAAGACUUCAAUGAGAUUCCAGACCAAUUUCGGACAACGUGUAAACGGAUGUAUUACCUAUGGAUCUUACACAGUGCUACCCUAGCAGUGAACCUGAUUGGGUGUCUGGCAUGGAUGUGCGGUGGGGGCGGGGCAACCAAUUUUGGAAUGUCCAUUCUGUGGCUGAUACUGUUCACCCCAUGCUCAUACGUGUGCUGGUUUAGGCCCAUCUACAAGGCCUUCAAGACAGACAGCUCUUUCAACUUUAUGGCAUUUUUCUUCGUAUUCAUGGCGCAGGUGGUGAUCAGUAUCAUACAGGCAGUUGGAAUCCCAGGAUGGGGAGUGUGUGGCUGGUUGGCAACGAUUACUUUUUUCAGCACUAAUAUCGGCUCUGCUGUUGUUAUGCUGAUUCCCACCAUUAUGUUCACUGCUGUGGCUGUUCUCUCAUUCAUUGCCCUCACCAAGGUUCACAACUUCUACCGUGGCAGUGGGGGCAGCAUGAGCAAGGCUCAAGAAGAAUGGACCACCGGUGCUUGGAAGAACCCUCAUGUCCAGCAGGCAGCACAACAGGCAGCAAUGGGGGCUGCACAGGGGGCCGUGCAGGGCCAACAGUACUCCGCUGCCCCAACCUACAACUACGACGAGCCAAUGUAGUUCCUUUUCACCCACAGUGGGGGGAGGGGACAAUAACAGGAUAUUUGGGAGGGCGUUACAGAGGGAUAAUGUUAAUGACUGCUUGAAAUUGGGGGAGAGAGAAAGGCAAGACAUCUGUGAUCAAUCAGAAUUCAAACAGUUUCUCACUAAUUCAACAAUGCAUAAACAUUGAGUUAAGAGUGUGCGAUAGUUUAAGAAGUUGCUUUUUUGUAUUUAGACCCCCACCAUCAAAAGGAAAGUAUCAGUCUUACUGUGAGGUAUUAAGGCAGAUUUAAUUAAUGGCUAUGUAUUGUUUCUCCAGUUAUCGUAUUUUAAACGUGGCUGAACUUGAGUACCAAUAAGGAAACAUUCCAAUGCUCACUGUGUUUCUAUAGUAACUAGAUUCUCAGUUGGUUUUCAGAUUCAUCUGUGUGAUAUUUGCAAGCCAGUUAUAUAUUUGAGUUGGGUUUUAGUAUUCAAGAACACAUUUCAACAACUUAACAAAUGCAUCUUUACUCUCAUUUCUUAUGAAUAAAUGUAUGUUUAAUGCACAGAGAGGGGAGAAAAGACCAGCACUUGAAAAUAAAUUGACUGGUAAUUACUUGAUCUUGCUAUUGAAAAAGUAUAACGCUUAUAAAGAUUGCAUCUUUUAGUUGUUUUGAGCACUUUACAAUAAGUGCAAGUACAAAGGUCUUACAAAGUUUUGUUUUCGUUAAUUAACUCUUACCACAUUUCUUCAAUUUCCAUUAAGGUACUGGGUAAGCCAUAUGUUUACGUUGUUUUUAGUUGUGUUUGGAUUGUGUUAAAGUUGUGUUGUGUUAAAUGUCAAUUUUUUUUUUUUUUUUUUGUUACCUCAGGAUUUAAUUGUGUUAUUUUGCUGCUGACGUAUUUUAGCAGAGGUUCGGCUAACGAAAUGGGUUGGACGAAAUAUUUGUACAUGUACAUGUUGUACGUUUGUACAUUAGUUUAAUUUAAACGCACUUGAAUAUAGAGUAAAUAUGUAAUCUGCUCUUAGCCACAGGCCUGUUAUAUAUUUCAAUCCAUUACAAUCCCACUUUUAGUGUUGAUUUCAUUGUUAUCACUGAAAUUGUAACUGUUUUGCAAAUAAUCUGAGAUGCUUUACUGAAUUUGGUCAUUUCUGUAAAUAUCAAAAUGUAUCUUCUAUGUGUUUUAUUCUUCACUGAGCAAGGGGUUAACACCCAGAAGUAAAGCACACUAUUAAGUAAUUUUGCCUCAAGUACAAUAUAUAUGGGUCAUAAUAAUGAUUAAUUACUCUGAUAGGUUAAAUAUUGGAGGAAUUUGUAUCUCCCCAAAGUCACUUCCAUUGAUGAUGAUCCCCCCCCCCCCCCCCACCAGAAAUAUUGCUACAUGAAAUUCCUGAAUUACAAAAAUGUAGCGAUUAUUUAAAGAAUAGGUCACCCAAAAAUUAAAAUUCUCUCAUAAUUUACUCACCCUCAUGCCAUCCCAGAUGUGUUGGACUUUCUCUCUUUUGCAGAAUGAAGAUUU
Molecule: messenger RNA, 2441 nt
Organism: Myxocyprinus asiaticus (Chinese sucker)
Lineage: Eukaryota; Metazoa; Chordata; Actinopteri; Cypriniformes; Catostomidae
Product: secretory carrier-associated membrane protein 5-like
Exons: 7
Coding region: 264-956 (230 amino acids)
Biological process (GO): protein transport
Cellular component (GO): trans-Golgi network membrane; recycling endosome membrane
Source: RefSeq, a predicted model, not a curated record